Messenger RNA from Nymphalis io (European peacock), 1494 nucleotides. It is a transcript of the gene Rpt1, whose product is annotated as 26S proteasome regulatory subunit 7. Gene Ontology annotation, biological process: proteasome-mediated ubiquitin-dependent protein catabolic process. The record is from RefSeq and is a predicted model, not a curated record. The transcript has 10 exons. Gene Ontology annotation, molecular function: ATP hydrolysis activity; proteasome-activating activity; ATP binding. Bases 110 to 1414 code for a protein of 434 amino acids. Lineage: Eukaryota; Metazoa; Arthropoda; Insecta; Lepidoptera; Nymphalidae. Gene Ontology annotation, cellular component: proteasome regulatory particle, base subcomplex.
AAUAAGCCUGACUGCCAGAAGCAGUUUCGGAUCAAACUUACAAAAGAACUUAAAUCGUUUUUAUAUUUCUCUCGUUUAUAUCAUUCAAGAAAUAUUACAAACACUAAUAAUGCCUGACCAUCUAGGAGAUGAUAUGCGAAAAGUAAAGGAUGAUAAAGAAGAACCAGAAAAAGAGAUUAAAUCGCUGGAUGAAGGAGACAUAGCAUUAUUGAAGUCAUAUGGUCAAGGACAGUAUACUAAAAUCAUCAAAGAGGUUGAAGAUGGCAUCCAGACUGUAAUGAAAAGAGUUAAUGAAUUGACCGGCAUUAAGGAAUCGGACACUGGCUUGGCUCCCCCAGCUUUGUGGGAUUUAGCUGCUGAUAAACAAACACUUCAAAAUGAACAACCUUUACAGGUUGCAAGAUGUACAAAAAUUAUAAAUGCAGAUUCAAAUGACCCUAAAUACAUAAUAAAUGUUAAGCAAUUUGCAAAGUUUGUGGUCGAUUUAGCAGAUUCAGUAGCACCUACAGAUAUUGAAGAAGGGAUGAGAGUUGGUGUUGAUCGCAACAAGUACCAGAUUCACAUACCAUUACCACCAAAGAUAGAUCCGACUGUGACUAUGAUGCAAGUGGAAGAGAAGCCAGACGUUACGUACAGUGAUGUGGGUGGUUGUAAAGAACAAAUUGAAAAGUUAAGAGAAGUAGUUGAAACACCACUGCUUCAUCCCGAAAAGUUCGUUAAACUUGGAAUUGAGCCACCUAAAGGUGUACUGCUGUUUGGUCCUCCUGGUACUGGCAAGACCCUGUGCGCUCGAGCCGUCGCCAACCGAACCGACGCGUGCUUCAUUCGUGUUAUCGGUUCCGAGUUAGUUCAGAAAUACGUAGGUGAAGGUGCUCGAAUGGUUCGAGAACUGUUCGAGAUGGCUCGAAGCAAGAAGGCCUGUCUGAUUUUCUUUGAUGAGAUCGACGCUAUUGGUGGGGCCAGAUUCGACGAUGGAGCCGGCGGUGAUAACGAAGUCCAGAGGACUAUGUUGGAGUUAAUUAACCAGCUGGAUGGUUUUGAUCCAAGAGGGAAUAUUAAGGUUCUCAUGGCGACGAAUCGUCCAGACACCCUUGACCCGGCUCUGAUGCGUCCCGGACGUCUGGACCGGAAGGUGGAGUUCGGGUUGCCGGAGCUUGAGGGUCGCGCGCACAUCUUCCGCAUCCACGCGCGUUCAAUGAGCGUCGAACGAGACAUCCGCUUUGACCUGCUGGCGCGUCUCUGUCCCAACUCCACUGGUGCAGAGAUCAGGUCCGUAUGUACUGAGGCGGGAAUGUUCGCGAUCCGCGCGCGUCGCAAGGUGGCCACGGAGAAGGACUUCCUGGAGGCCGUCAACAAGGUCAUCAAGUCAUACGCCAAGUUUUCCGCCACGCCGAGAUAUAUGACCUACAACUAGAGUAUUAACAAUAAUAUUAUAUAUGUGGUACCUUUGUGCUGCUUCCUUAUUGUAAUUAAAAAAUAAACGGAUGUUUUUAA